AUGAGAUAGACCACAAUGGAUUUCAGUUCGUCCUCUGUGUUUGAUCAGCACAAAGGUGAAGCGGCAGAAGAGAUUGACUUGACGGUGGUUUACCAGGCAGCAGCUAAUGGUGAUGUGAACACACUAACUGCGGUGAUUCGAGAAGAUCCUUCCAUCCUGGAGUGCUGCGACAGUGAGGGUUCCACACCCUUGAUGCAUGCUGUGUCAGGACGCCAGGUUGAUACCGUGAAGCUUCUGUUGAAGAUGGGAGCCAAUAUUAAUUCUCAAGAUGCUUGUGGACGUACCAGUUUAUCUCUGGCAACUUACCUGGGUUGGCUGGAAGGCUGUGUCAGCCUGCUUAGAAACGGUGCGAAGCAGAACAUACCUGACAAAAAUGGGAGGUUGCCGCUACACGCCGCUACCGCAGAGCCUGAUGUGAGGUAA
Messenger RNA from Eurypyga helias (sunbittern), 423 nucleotides. Its product is annotated as ankyrin repeat domain-containing protein 55-like. Gene Ontology annotation, molecular function: protein binding. The record is from RefSeq and is a predicted model, not a curated record. Lineage: Eukaryota; Metazoa; Chordata; Aves; Eurypygiformes; Eurypygidae. The transcript has 4 exons.